Messenger RNA from Salvelinus sp. IW2-2015, 764 nucleotides. Lineage: Eukaryota; Metazoa; Chordata; Actinopteri; Salmoniformes; Salmonidae. The record is from RefSeq and is a predicted model, not a curated record.
CGGUGUAGGCUGUCAUUGUAAAUAAGAAUUUGUUCUUAACUGACUUGCCUAGUUAAAGAAAGGUUAAAUAAAACACGCAACACACAAGCGCGAGAGUCACUCGGGAUCUCAUUAACUACCGGGCUCCGGGCACGCGCUCUGUCUCGUUCAUUGAUCCACGUCUCUUUUAAAAACUCGUUUCUAGCGCGGUAUUCUCACUCAAACACACCCGGUCCCGCUCGAUCCUAUCCCACACUAUGUAGACAGGUUCAGAACGAAGAGAGCGCGUUUCUGGGAAGACGUGGCGUGAACCGGUUUAGUGUUUUUUUUCUCUCUCUCUCGGUUAUGGACUACAUUUGAGAGCGAGUAGAGAGAGGGAGAAAAGAAAGGCUGAACCUGAGAAAACAAAUGUCUAGGCUCCUCUACAACAACAUCAUGGACUCUGCUCUCCUCUCAGUCGUUACGCUGGUCGUUGUUUUCACCUCCUCCUCCUACUCUCUGUCCUCCUCCGACGUCGUUCCCUCUCCUUCCUUCAUUCUACCGUUUACCGACUGUAUCCAGAGCCGCGGGAGAGACGGGUUCUACCAAGGGGCUGUGGACGUGACGGAGUCCGGUGCGGUGUGUAUGAGGUGGAGCGAGGUAGCGGGGUUUGAGGAGCGCUAUCCGGGUAAAGGACUGGGGGAUCAUAACCGCUGUCGGAACCCGGACAACCGGAUCAGACCCUGGUGUUUCUUCAGGAACAGCCGCGGCAGAACCGACUGGGGCUACUGCGACUGUAAACAAGG